Messenger RNA from Penicillium subrubescens, 1344 nucleotides. Its product is annotated as class I SAM-dependent methyltransferase. The record is from RefSeq and is a predicted model, not a curated record. The transcript is spliced from 3 exons. NCBI's taxonomy places the organism in Eukaryota, Fungi, Ascomycota, Eurotiomycetes, Eurotiales, Aspergillaceae. The coding region runs from base 1 to 1344 and encodes 447 amino acids.
AUGAAGCUUGCAAUUUUAGAAGUGCCUGCUCUGGGCACUACAGGAUUACAGAAUGCAGGUUUGAAUGACCCGGAGUGUUAUGUGGACAGCGGAAGAUACCGCGUAGACAGGCGGAAGUUCGACAUAAAAGCAAUGCAGGACGACAUUACCCAAAUCAUGAAGGAUGAUUACGAUAUAUUUAUUGUUGCAACGGCUGUGCCUGCGGACUGGAGCGUUAGACUGGCGGUUAUCAAUUUUCUUAUCUCAGGAGGCGAGAAGGUCUUAGGAGUACCGUUCCUACUGACGCAGUCAAGACACACUCAAGGAUAUACGACACAGAAGCACAACUUUCAAAAAUUGCAUUCAUCGAGGGCGGCAGGGUAUUCUGUGCUAGCCCUUGUUGUUGGCUCUGAAGCGAUGGUGUUUGAACCUGCCAAGAGGAUCAACGGUGGUAUCGAAUCCAUAGUCGUGCGGACACAAUUGCGGAAGGAUCUCAUGGAGACUGCCCGUUUGGCUGUCCUUGACGAAAUGCCCAAAUACAGAGGCGCCCUGGUUCGUGUGGAUCUCUGGGUUGACUGUGAGACUGAAAGGGUUGAGUUCUUGGAUGCAACCUAUAGUCUUGAUCUUUUCUCUCCAAUUAGCCGGACUAUCGAUGAUAAAUUAGUCCAGAGUACAGUGCCCGGGGGCCACACCGCAUUGCUUGAUCUUAUGAUAGCAGUGAUGAUGACAGAGGACAAAGCAUCAGGUAUCCAGCAAAAGGUCAUCGACAGCUAUGCAACCUUCCAGCCGCAGUAUGACGAAUCAAUGACACCUACGCCCUAUUUCCGAUUCAUGCAAAAGUUGACUCUGGACUUUGAUUGGACCGGUACGGUCCUUGAUCUAGGAUGCGGAACGGGUGUGCUCGGUACACUCCUCCACGAGAAAGGCGCCCCGUUUAGUAUCAUGGGCGUGGACCUCUCACCAGAGAUGACCCAGUCUCCAGCAGUCCUAAGCUACUAUGUGUCUCCGGUUACUGUUGGGCCAUUGCAGACGACAAUCAUGAAGUCUAUUGAGUUUGACCAUGUUGCCUGUUUUGGCGCGUUAGGUUAUCUACCCGAGCCUGAUUUCAUCGCUGUGUUAAUGCGCAUGUUUAUGGUCGCAAGGAAAUCGAUCACGUUUGACGUGGGAGAUUUUUCCGAUGUAUCCCCGGAUACAGAUCCAGAUGAUGCCCUCAUGUUAUGGAACAAUCACCUCAAGACAUGGAAAAAUUUCAGAGUCCCUGUUGGGUGGCGAUUCGCCUGCAAUGAAUAUGGUCUUUAUUUCCAUGAUGAGCAGAAGGGUUGUAAGGAGGUGGGCUAUAUGGUUCGAUUGGAAAGGGCAGUUUAG